AUGGAUUAUCAAAGUUUUGUUCGGACUGUAGGGCUGGCGUCCCUUCUCGCCAUAGCUUACAACAUCAGCUGGUAUGCCAUUCCUUUCUUUCGGAAGUCGACGCUUGAUCGCUACCUCAAGUCCGUCGACGGAAAGUCGGCUUGGGCGCUGGUCACGGGAGCGAGCGACGGGAUCGGCAGGGGACUCGCCAACGAGCUCGCCCGCAGAGGCUUCAACGUUGUUCUACAUGGACGCAACGAGGCCAAGCUGGAGGGAGUGAGGGACGACCUCGCGCGCAAGCAUCCGAAACGGGAGUUCGGAAUCAUGGUCGGAGACGCGGGAGUGCUGGGCUCAGGGAGCCAGCCGUGGGACACGAUGCUGGCGCCGCUGGAAGGACUCAACCUGAGGGUCCUCGUCAACAAUGUGGGCGGAGGUGGCCCAAUGCCGAUGAUGAAGCGACUGGACGAGGCAUCGAUGGAGGACAUCGCAUCCAUCGUCCACCUGAACGCGCUCUUCCCGACGAUACUUAACGCCAUCAUGAUACCGCGAUUUCGGAGUAGCUCGGAGCCCGGGUUCAUCAUCAAUGUGGGUUCGGUCUCUGACGGGGGCUGGCCUCUACUGUCGUUCUACGCGGGCAGCAAGGCCUAUAUCAGUGCGAUCUCGACGUCCUUGGCGAGGGAACUGAGCAUGGACGGCAUCAACGUGGAAGUCAUGGGGGUCCGCAUUGGGGCUGUAGCCACGAAACCCGAACUUCUGACGCCGGGACUGUUCUGGCCGUCCUCGGAUACCAUCGCCAAAGCCAUCUUGGACCGAGUCGGCUGUGGGCGUGCAGUGCUGGUCCCGUACUGGCCGCACUUGGUACAGAUGCUGGCCAUGGACUCGAUACCUCUCGUACUGAGAAACCCAUUGUUGGAGAUGUUGUUCCGCAGGUUGAGAAUCGAGGAGAGGAGAGUAGCUUCCAAGUUGCAGUGA
Colletotrichum karsti is the source of this 951-nucleotide messenger RNA. RefSeq lists its product as uncharacterized. NCBI's taxonomy places the organism in Eukaryota, Fungi, Ascomycota, Sordariomycetes, Glomerellales, Glomerellaceae. The transcript has a single exon. Gene Ontology annotation, molecular function: oxidoreductase activity. The record is from RefSeq and is a predicted model, not a curated record. The coding region runs from base 1 to 951 and encodes 316 amino acids. Gene Ontology annotation, cellular component: endoplasmic reticulum.